UCACUCACUCACUCUCACACACACACACACACACACACACACUCACUCACUCACACACACACACACACACACACACACACAUACACACACACAGAGACGCACACUAUCAUCAUUCCCGCAUCCCGUCAGGUUCACAGAUGAACAAGAGUCGCUCUGCUCUCACUCUUCGCUUGGUAGACUAACACACAUCAUGGAUUUCCCGAAUUUUCUGCUGUUUCUUGCAGUGAGCACCCUCACAAUAAAAGAGUCUCUUCAAGGGCCAAACCAGCAAAGACUGUACAAGGACUUGAUGCAGGGUUACAACCCGCUUGUGAGACCAGUACAGAAUGACUCUCAGACUCUCACGGUGAACUUCGGCCUCACUCUAAUGCAGAUCAUGGAUGUGGAUGAGAAGAAUCAAGUUUUGACAACCAACAUUUGGCUUCAACUGUUCUGGAAUGAUACUUACCUCCAGUGGAAUCCAGAAGACUAUCCAGGUGUGAGCAAUGUGAGAUUUCCGGAAAAUCUCAUUUGGAAGCCAGACAUCCUGCUCUAUAACAGUGCAGAUGAGAGAUUCGAUGCUACGUUCCGCACCAACAUUUUGGUGGACCAUACAGGCAUGUGCUCCUACAUACCACCAGCAAUCUUCAAGAGCACUUGCUCCAUCGAUGUGCGCUGGUUCCCCUUUGAUGUGCAGAGAUGUGACUUGAAGUUUGGCUCCUGGACGUACGGGGGCUGGUCUUUAGACUUAAAGAUGGUGGACGCUGAUAUCUCCAACUACAUCUCCAACGGAGAGUGGGAUCUUGUUGAGGUUCCAGGACAGAAGAACAAGCGUGUGUACGACUGUUGUGAGGAGCCGUACUUUGACGUCACUUUCACCCUGGUGAUGCGGAGGAGGACACUCUACUACGGACUCAACCUGCUCAUCCCAUGUGUCCUGAUCUCCACUCUAGCCCUGCUCGUCUUCCUCCUGCCUGCUGACUCUGGAGAGAAGAUAUCACUGGGCAUCACAGUCCUUCUCUCCCUGACUGUCUUCAUGCUGCUGGUUGCAGAGAUUAUGCCCGCCACAUCAGACUCGGUGCCUUUGAUAGCUGAGUACUUUGCCGUCACCAUGGUCAUCGUUGGGCUCUCAGUGAUUGCUACAGUUCUGGUCUUACAGUACCACCACCAUGACCCUGAUGGAGGCAAGAUGCCAAAAUGGACCCGUGUGUUCUUACUGGACUGGUGUGCCUGGUUCCUGCGCAUGAAGCGCCCAGGUGAAGAUCGGGUGCGUCCAGCCUGUCACAACAAGGCAACACGGAGCAGCCUGACCAGCGUAGACCUCAAUGCCAGCGCCUCAACCUCCCAGGCCAACAAUGGCAACAUGCUGUACGUCGGCCUCCGUGGCCUGGAGAGCGUUCCUUACUCCACAGCCACCACCUCUCCUGACUCUGGGGUCCUCUGCGGACGGCUGGUCACUCGGGCGGGUGAGGAGGAGAUGCUUCUCCCCACAGCACACGCCUCUUCAGUGGGCAGUCUGGAACCAGAGCUGGCCAAGAUCCUGGAUGAGGUGCGCUUUAUUGCCAAACGCUUCCGUAACCAAGACGAGGAUGAGUCUGUGUGCAACGAGUGGAAGUUUGCAGCGUCUGUUAUUGACAGGCUUUGUCUCAUGGCUUUUUCUCUCUUCACUAUCCUUUGCACCCUUGGGAUCCUAAUGUCAGCACCCAACUUUGUAGAGGCCAUUUCCAAAGACUUUUUUAACUGAGACCCUAGAUCAAGAAAAAAAGAGCCCUUAACAAAAUUAAAAGCUUCUACCCCUCUCUUAAAUUUCAACUCCUUACAAACACAUAGUUUGGUUAUUUGGACACAGUUCAGCCUGCAAGGAAGGUCCUUAGAUAGCACCACAUUUUUAACCAAGUCAAAACAUGUGACAAAUGACAAAAGUAUGUCUUUUAAAGGUGGGGAAGUCACCAGCCUCAGUUUUUUAUGAUGUACAAUCCAAUGGAAUAAUAGAGGAAAACAUCUAAAACAAUUAAGAGUAUAAAACAACUAAUUAUUAACACAACACAGCAUUAGAGUGGCUUCAUAUCUAUCCAACAAAGAAUGCAAAUGUGGUUUGUUAUGUGAUGUUACAAGUGUACGAUUAUUCAUUACUAUAAAUCGAUGUUCCAUAUACAAAACAUAACAGCAGUAGUAUCUUGUAUUGGAAUGUAUUUGUUGUAUCACAUAAAUACUCAUUUAUUGAACAGCUAUGCGAUGUGAAUGACCCAUUUAUUGAAACAAUAAUAUUGAUUUUAAUUAGAAGCAUAACCAAACACCUCAGUUUACUAAUGUUCUUACUGAAGGAUCGUACUAAAUGUUUCUCACUUACUUUAUCGUAACACAAUGUGAUAAUGAGAGAAUUAAUGUGAAUGUAGUCUUUUAAUUUUAAAUGCGCAUGUUUUGUUUCUGUUAUGUAACAUUUCUUUCACAAAUAAAUGUCCUUUUUCUAUUUCAAAGGGAAAUAAACAUGA
Molecule: messenger RNA, 2471 nt
Organism: Notolabrus celidotus (New Zealand spotty)
Lineage: Eukaryota; Metazoa; Chordata; Actinopteri; Labriformes; Labridae
Gene: chrna7a
Product: cholinergic receptor, nicotinic, alpha 7a (neuronal)
Exons: 10
Coding region: 191-1723 (510 amino acids)
Biological process (GO): nervous system process; chemical synaptic transmission; monoatomic ion transmembrane transport
Cellular component (GO): synapse; neuron projection; postsynaptic membrane
Molecular function (GO): transmembrane signaling receptor activity; acetylcholine-gated monoatomic cation-selective channel activity
Source: RefSeq, a predicted model, not a curated record